CUCCCGCCGCCGCCGCUGCUGGCCCGGGCCCCGCGGCCGCCGGUGAGUGCCCGCCGCCGGCCUGCCGCACCUCGCCCAGUGAGCGCCAGGCACGCGGGCUGGGCCCAGUGGUGGAGCUGGACCCACGGGGACGCCCGGGGUGGCCUGGAGCGGCCCGUUACCCAAAACGCUUACAGGGUCCCUGUGGGCGUGAUAGAUAGGGAGCUUCCCGUCCCUGGAGGUGUGCAAGUGGAGCCUGCGCGGGGAUCGCUCAGGCUGGUGAGGAGGGGCUCCGCGCUAGACGCACGCCCCCUCCCAGCGUGGGGACCUGCCCCUCGGUGCCCCAGGUGCGGACUGGGAUGUGUGCUGCGGAAGGUAGCAGAGGGAGUAGUUACAGGGUUCUCUAUUCAUGGCAGGGACAAAGCGAAGCUGGUGUCAGCCUCCAGGUGUGUGGCCUCAGUGAACACACCUCCAGGUGUGCAGUCGGCUGGAGGAUUAAGGAAGAGCUGGGGAGGGCAGCAGCUGCGCUGUAGGAGGUGUCACAACCUCGGCAUCUACAAGUGGCAAGUUUGGGAGGCAUGGAACCAGUACAGCAUGAGCAUGAGAGCUACAGUGUGUGUGAGAAAAUGAGAAAAAACUGGGGGCCAAAGGUGGGCAGUUGAGACCCUCAGAGACCAAGAGGGUGGGAGAGCAAGGAAAGGGAGAAAAAUGUAUGAUCCGGAGAGAAGAGAGUCCAGUUGAGAAAGCAGCAGAAUGAGGAGAGGAGGGAUGGUCAUGGGGUGUGACAGCCUGUGUGUGCCCUGAAGGCUGCAUGCUCCACUUGAGCUGGUGGGGCUUUGAAGGACCAAUCACAGGGACGGCCAGGCAGGGGCUGGGGUCAGAGCCUGAGCAACUGCAGGCCUACAGGCCCCUGGGAACUCAGCCCCACUGGCAGCUAAGGCAUCCAGACAGCUCAGGAUGCCCACCGCAACCACCCAAUGAGGAGGGGGCCGAAGCCCUGGCAUGAAGCUCCCCCAAGCAGCCUGGUGCCUGCCCCUGCUGCCCAGGAGGUUCCCCAGCCUGCUGGAGGCUCCAGACUUCCCCGCUGCGGAGUACCAGACCCGCCCGAUGGGCUGAGUGCCCGCAACCGGCAAAAGCGGUUUGUGCUAUCAGGCGGGCGCUGGGAAAAGACGGACCUUACCUACAGGAUCCUUCGGUUCCCAUGGCAGCUGGUGCGGGAGCAGGUGCGGCAGACGGUGGCAGAGGCCCUACAGGUGUGGAGCGAGGUAACACCACUCACCUUCACUGAGGUGCAUGACGGCCAUGCUGACAUCAUGAUUGACUUCACCAGGUACUGGCAUGGGGACAACCUGCCAUUUGAUGGACCUGGGGGCAUCCUGGCCCAUGCCUUCUUCCCCAAGACCCACCGAGAAGGGGAUGUCCACUUCGACUAUGAUGAGACCUGGACUAUUGGGGACAACCAGGGUACAGACCUCCUGCAGGUGGCAGCCCAUGAAUUUGGCCAUGUGCUCGGGCUACAGCACACCACGGCUGCUAAGGCCCUUAUGUCCCCUUUCUACACCUUCCGCUACCCGCUAAGCCUCAGCCCAGAUGACCGAAGGGGCAUUCAGCACCUGUAUGGCCGGCCCCGGCCAGGGGCCACCUCUAGGCCUCCAGCCCUGGGCCCCCAGGCUGGAGUGGACACCAACGAGAUUGCACCGCUGGAGCCGGAAGCUCCACCAGAUGCCUGUGAGAUCUCCUUUGACGCGGUCUCCACCAUCCGUGGGGAGCUCUUCUUCUUCAAGGCGGGCUUUGUGUGGCGACUGCGUGGGGGCCGGCUGCAGCCUGGCUACCCUGCACUGGCCUCUCGCCACUGGCAGGGACUCCCCAGCCCCGUCGAUUCAGCCUUCGAGGAUGCCCAGGGCCACAUCUGGUUCUUCAAAGGUGCUCAGUACUGGGUGUAUGAUGGUGAGAAGCCAGUCCUGGGUCCCGCCUCCCUCUCUGAGCUGGGCCUGCCAGGGUCCCCGGUCCACGCAGCCUUGGUCUGGGGCCCUGAGAAGAACAAGAUCUACUUCUUCCGAGGCGGAGACUACUGGCGCUUCCACCCCAGCACCCGCCGUGUGGACAGCCCUGUGCCCCGCCGGGCCACUGAUUGGCGAGGGGUACCCACUGAGAUUGACGCUGCCUUCCAGGAUGCUGACGGUUAUGCCUACUUCCUGCGUGGCCGCCUCUACUGGAAGUUUGACCCAGUGAAGGUGAAGGCCCUGGAGGGCUUUCCCCGCCUCGUGGGCCCCGACUUCUUUGGCUGUACAGAGCCUGCCAACACUUUCCGAAAGGACCUCAGCAGGGCUUGAGGAGCCGGAGCCGUUGCUCUGUCUCUGCCGUGACGUUCCUGCAGGGUGCUGGCACAUGGGUCCCAGGGCCACAUGGCCUUCUGUCGUUCCCUGAGAAGUCAGUUCUGGGUAGGUGCUUGGAACUGGCUGCCUUCCGGUGGGUGAUCCUGGAGAUCUGUUCCCCAAGAUCCAGGCCAUAAGGUCUAAGAGUCAUCUGAGAAGAGGGGUGCUUCCUGCUGGAGACCCAGGGCCCUGGAGGCCCCAACAUACCUCAAUCCUGUCACGGGCCGGAUCCUCUCCAGCCCUCAUCCCAGCACUGAGACCCUCCAAAGCCAUGUAAAUGUGUGUACAGUGUGUACAAAGCCUUUUCUUUUUUUGUUUUGUUUACUGAGAACUGUCAUUAAACACAGUCAUUUUCUA
Hipposideros armiger (great roundleaf bat) is the source of this 2711-nucleotide messenger RNA. RefSeq names its product matrix metallopeptidase 11 (gene MMP11). Gene Ontology annotation, biological process: collagen catabolic process; extracellular matrix organization; proteolysis. Gene Ontology annotation, cellular component: extracellular matrix. Gene Ontology annotation, molecular function: zinc ion binding; metalloendopeptidase activity. NCBI's taxonomy places the organism in Eukaryota, Metazoa, Chordata, Mammalia, Chiroptera, Hipposideridae. Bases 957 to 2312 code for a protein of 451 amino acids. The transcript is spliced from 9 exons. The record is from RefSeq and is a predicted model, not a curated record.